Darwinula stevensoni is the source of this 291-nucleotide messenger RNA. NCBI's taxonomy places the organism in Eukaryota, Metazoa, Arthropoda, Ostracoda, Podocopida, Darwinulidae. The record is from the annotation of a GenBank genome assembly.
AUGCACUGGAAGGAAGAACUAGAUGGCGGUCGUGGCCAACUCCUGGUGGAUGUCAGUGCGGAGCUUCCGUACAGCGAGACUGAAACCCGCAAGUGUCGAGAUUCUGUUCUGCUGGCAGUUUUCGCCAAUCCUCGCGUUGAAGUUGAAUUCAAGUACUGGGGCACUCCUAUUCAUGGUACUUCCCUCUCAUCGACAUAUGUGGAUCCCUGCUUCUACUUCAUCGAGGAUUAUACUCCGAGGAUCGGUCCUCUCUUCGAGGCGGAUGGGGAAUAUUCCAAUUAUGCCCUAUAA